AAUCGAGGUCAAGUUUAACAUGCUGUCUGCUCUCAUGCAGAAGCAAAACGUAAACAAACAGUGACUCUUUUGCAAUUUCUCAUGUCAAAGUAUUGCGAAUGUCUGUCUUAUCCUCUCGUCCGUCAAAUAUAUUUACCUCAGCAAACAGAAGAAGGCAAUGGCAAUCUGGUUUACAAAGACAACAAAGUUUUUCAUUGGACUUUCCUCAGAAUAUUUAUGAUAAUGACAAACUUUCUCGCGGUUUAGAUAGUAACAUCUGUUUUGAAGAGCCAUUGAGAUGCAGAGAAGAGGACAGAGUUUUUUUAUAUUUACCCCGGAAUUUGUCUUAUUGUGAAGUUUGCUCUGAUGUUAUUAGAGACCAUGUGCAAAAAAAAGUAAGACUUCUAAGCACUCGCCUAUGUCAAUAUGAUGAUGUGCCUCCUACUCCAGACUACACUCGACCAAUAUUCGGUGUUGGAGAAGAAAGUGAUGAUGAAGAUUUCAAAGAUGAAAGUAAAGAUGAAUAUCAAGCUUGGUGUACUGCAAACUUUAAAUUAACUUCAGCUCCUAGUUACCCAGGCAAAAGACCAAUUCUAAAAAAGAAAGUGAGAGCUGUUUCAUUUCCUGCUCCUCGUAAAGAGGGGAAAAAAAUUGUAAGAUUUGCUGAUGCUUUAGGUCUGGAGUUGGAGUCUAUAAGAUAUCUUGUACAGAAAGAUUUACCAAAAAUAGUUCCUUCAUGUUCCAAUUUAAAUUCAGAAAAAGAGAAAGCAAAGAAUAAUAACAAUAAUAAGAAAAUCCAAUUAGUCCCUGCAUUUCUUCCACCAUCUUUGAGUAAUUCAUUUGUGGGACGCCUUAGAAAGUUAAAAGUUUCUCUUCAUAGUGUUAGUACAGCUGAUAACACUGUUUAUGGAAUUAUAAGUGUAAUUAAUAUUACUUUUCAUAAAACAGUGUUCAUCCGUUAUACAGCUAAUGGUUGGGCCAGUCAUCAUGAUGAGCUUGCUACAUAUCUUGAAGGAUCUAGUGUUGAGGAUACAGAUAAAUUCACUUUCACCUUAUUUUGUAAUCCUUCAGAUUUGUGUACUAGGGGACAUUCUUUGUUUUUUGCUGUAUGUUAUGAAACAGCCGAAGGUGAACAGUAUUGGGAUAAUAAUGAUGGGAAGAACUAUUGCAUUAAAUGUGAAAAAAGAGAUAUUCCAGUAGUUGGCAAUCACAGUUGGGUUCAUUUCCUUUAAAAAUAAGAAUACAGGGUGUUUAUAAUUAUAUGUUGUAUAGUAACAAGAAUUCUUUGAAAUAAGUCUUAAUAUUUAUAUUUUCUGUGUAACUGGUUGAAAAUGACACUAAAAUAUCAAUGUUAGAAUUCUAGAAAUAAUAUUUACUGUAAAAUAUUGUUCAUUAUACCAAGUCAGUUAGUUUUAAGUUUUGAAUUCAUAACUGUUGCUAUAAAGUUUUCUUGAUAGCCAUUUUAUGUUGAUAUAUUUAGUAAUUAUAUAUAUAUAAUUAUAAUUUAUUUUGUUUUUAGGUAAUUAAAAUAAAUUGCAAGUAAUUAUAAACACCCUGUAUGAAUUUUCCUAUUAUAACAAGCAAAUUAAGAGAGCUUGAAAUAUAUAAUGUUUUGUUUAUAAUGUUAUAUAAGUUUAAUCAUCUUUUUUGUUUUAGAUAGUCGCUAGUCAUUUAUGUAGUGUUUUUCAUGCAUUGAUUUCAUUCUUUUAUCAGACAAAAUAUUUUUAAUUUCAUGACUGAAUUAUUUUGCUACUCUAUCAUUAUAUCAGAUGAUCUUAUUAUUUAUGAUCAGUGCAAUUAUAAUGCAUAUAAUAUUUAAUUUAACAAAAUAUUAAAUAAUGAGAAUGCCAUUUAUAUUUAUAGACUUCUGUUAUGAGAAAUUAUACAUAAUUUAAUAAUAAGUGAAACAGAAAUACAAUAUUAUGAUAAUUAAAAACCAAAUUGUUUUUUGCUUUUUAAAUGUUUUAUUAUCAAAAGUCAUUACUUUCAUUUUGUUUGGAAAGUUAAUGUUUGAAAUGAAUUUAUUUUUAUUAAAUAUAUAUGUAUAUAGUGUUAAGUUUAUAUUUAUGUUUUUUGGCCUGUUCAAAUGAUAAUGUCAGGUGUAGUAAUCUAUCCAUAGGCAGUGUCAAAAUGCACUUUUAACCUUUUUCAAUUAUUUACAUGUUUAUUUAUUUUAACCUUAUACUUCUAUGAUUUUAUUAUUCAUUCACAGUAAGAAAUGGAAAUAAAUAAAUAAAUUAAUUAAUUAAAACCUAGUUGUUUCAGGUAACUAACUGGUUUUCUGGGAACAUUGGUUAUGUUUGAUUUAAGAUAAAUCAUUUAGAUAUGACUUCAAAUCGAUAUUAAAGCCAUGAUGUUUGCCUUUAAGUUCUCUUUAUCGUGUUAUUGCAACUUCAUUUAUCUUGUAAACUACAUAGAUAUUUAAAAGGAUCCUUCGUCUUUAGCUUUCAGUAAUGGAAGAAAAUCAAGCUAUUAAAUAUUUGAUAAAUAGUUUGAAUUCCAGAGCAGCAAUGUAACAUAUUAUAGAAAAUUAAUGUAAAUAAAUAUUUUUUAAAAAUUACUAAAAUUCAGCAAAUAAUAUUCGAAUGAUUAUGAAAUUGGUAUUAUUAGAAAGACUAUUUGAAAAUUUUUGAAAUGGUAUUACAAUUCCUUUUUUUCCCCCAAUAAUAUUUUCAGAGGUUUUCAUGAGAAAACAGUUAAACCUAGCUUAAUUUUAAAAUUUAAAAAAAUGUCACUCUAAGGUGUACAUUCCUAUCUUUCGAAAAAAUUCAGAAAAAAAAAGAUGUUCCAAAUUUAAUGUAGGUCAAACGGUCUGAGCUUUAAAGCACCAAUACACACACUCAUCUUUAUUAAUACCAGAUAAUGCUUGCCUAUAAUUUCUUUACUGAAAUUUCUCAAAAUCUUAAUGAUGAUUUUUUUUUAAUAGUUUAAGAAGAUAAAAUUGCAUAAUGUAGUAUAGCACCACCAUGCAUAUAAUGCAUAAGCUAAUACUGAUUAUAUUGCAAUUUAAUAUUUUUGUGUGUGUUUUAGAUACAUUUAAAGGAUGUUGAAAUUAAAAAUAAUCAUAAUAUAUAACAUGUAUAUUAAUAAUAUUUUAAUGUAUCUUGUAUAUCAAGUUACUAGUAAUAAUAAACAAAUGAUAAGACUCCAGAAAGAUAAACAUAACUCAGAAUUCAAGUUUCUGGUUUUGAAAAUUUACAAUGGGCUACAUUUUGAUAAUCAGAAAUAUUUAUCCAAAACAUUGCUUGACUUUGGAUAUUGUUAAAAUUAUUGCUAUAAAAGUUUCAUCAUAAAUACAGUAAAUUUUCUAAAUAUUAUGAUAAUCUGAAAUUUAGGCAGAGUUUCCAAAUUUGUUUCUGCAAAAAUUUUAUUUUAAAAUCCCAGUUGUAGACUGCUGAGACUUUACUGAUUAAUCAAUAAGGAAUGGAGUUGAAAUUCUCAAAAUAUUCCAAGAGUUUAAACUGUGUAUUUCUGAAAAAUAGUGAUAAUCUUAAUGGAUAGAAAAUAUGCAACAAACAUGAUUUUUUUAAAGUAAGGAAUGAUAAAAAUACCAUAUAGAUAAAGUUGAAUUUAAAAGUGAAAAAAAUACAGAAUUCUUAUCAAUAAUAAAUUUAUACAUUCUUACCAUUUUUUUUAAAGAGAAACAUUUGUUUUCACUUUUAAAUAGUUUAUUUACUACAUAUCUCCUAAUUAAUUCUAUCUGAAAUGGUUCUAUUCUAAAUCUCUGUAAGGAAAUUGAUAGAUCGUCUUUAAUUUUUAAACAAUGUAUGAACUUUUUUUACAUGCCAAAAUAUUCUAUUGUCUAGUCGGUUACUUAUAGGCAGUUGUAACAAAUUGCAUAAAUAUGCAAAGAAAAAAAUCACUAUUACAUUGUUCAACUCACUAGAUUGAUUUUUGUAAGACUUUCACUAUUUAUAUUUGAUUAAUUCAUUUUGCAAACUGUUUAAUUUAUAUGUAUAAGUUGCAUACAUUUUAUAUUACUCAUAGCCAUUAGAAACAAAUAUAUGAUUGUAUUGUUCUUCAAUGAAGGAUUUGAACUUGUCUGAUAAAUCUUUUACAAUUUCUGAAACUUUAUAAAAAUUGUUAAAGCUUAAACAUUUUUAAGUUAUAUUCAAUAGUAUUUUUCAGAGAAUGUAAUUUUCAAAAUAAUAUUUUAAGCUUAAUUUUUUUUAUCUAUAUUAUCAUUAUAGAUACUAAAGGUGAUUAAUCAACAAGGUAUGAUAUUGAAAUACUCAAAAUAUUGCAAGAGUCCAGAUUUUAUUAUGUACUAAAUAUUAUUAAUCAUAAUAUAAUUUAAUGAUUGAUUUAAUUAAAUUUAUUAUAUAGCCAUAUAAAACUUUAACCAUUCAUUUGUCUAUGAAUGCCUCAUCUAAAAACGCUUACAAAUUAAAGGGACAGAAGAAAAAAAUUAGGAUAGCAAUAUUAAUUGUAAAUUUUCAGGUUUUAUCAAUUAAUGUGUUCAUUAAAUUCAUACUGGAGCUAAUUUUCCAGUGACAAACAAUCCCCCCCCUGCAUUAUAAGUGAGGAAGCAAUUAUUUCAAUAUUUGGGAUCUAUACAAAAAAAUUACAUUUUUUUUGUUUUUAGUAACAUAAAAAUAUAUUAACAGUAUCAGCUUUAUUUAAAUAUUUUUCUUAAAUGGAAGUGAUUUUUAAGAUUAAAAUGCUCAUGUCAAAGAAUUUUUAAUUUAUAUUGUUAAUGAAUGCUCUGUUAUCAUAAAGCUUGAUUUAAGAUGUAAUAUUAAAUUUUUAUUUUUAAAACAUAAUCAAAUUAUAAAAGAAGCUAUUCACUUCUUUAUAGUUAGUAUUUUACAGUUACAUUAAUUGCAUUCCUUUUAUUAAUUAUUUAUUAUAUGUUUACAUUUUCAGGACAGGAUGAUGAUGAUAUUCUUGCAUUUAAUAUAGGCAUAAAAUUUGAUAAACAAUUAACAAGAGCUUUAAAGCCAUAUGCAUUUAAAAAACAAAGUUAAAUCAAAUGUCAAAAAUGUGUUCAAAACAUGCAUUGAUAAAUGUUCUCUAUCAGACAACAAAUAUGGUGCUGCAUGUGUUAUGUAUGUGUGGUCAGUGGUGGGUGAUUUUCAACUAAUUUACUUAUAUUACAGGCAUCUAAAAUAAUUUUUCAAUAUCAAAAUAUUAUUAUAGUUGUUUUUUAGAUGAAUUAGUCUUGGUCUAGGCAAAUUUUUUUAAGUAUCAGAAUGCUCAUGCUCACUUGGGAAAAUUAAUUUUCCUAAGAUUUUUAUAAAAAGUUAUAAUAGGCCGACCAAAAUAAAUAAUUUACAAUAUAGCCCAGCAUUCUCAUUACUUAUCAUACUAAACUUUAUUUGCAAGAAAAGAUAAUUCUGCAGAAGAUGUAUGUUCACUUUAAGGUGCAACACAAAAAUAAUUAAUUUUUGUGACAAAAAAUAAAUACGAUCAGGUUUAUUCUCUUUGUUACUUAGAACUUUUUGAUUUUACAUAUCUGGGAAGGGAGAGUAUUUCCAAUUGGAAUGUUUAGAUAAAAAUUACAUAGUUAAUUCUGAAAAUUCUCUACUUUCUAACCACUGACCAUUUUCUCCAUUUAUGAAAUUUUAUACAAUUAACAUUAUCUGAAUAUUUUUUAGUAUUUACAGUAUAAAUGUAUUUCAUUCCUUAUUAUUACUCUAAA
Molecule: messenger RNA, 5620 nt
Organism: Argiope bruennichi
Lineage: Eukaryota; Metazoa; Arthropoda; Arachnida; Araneae; Araneidae
Product: protein phosphatase 1 regulatory subunit 3D-like
Exons: 2
Coding region: 99-1211 (370 amino acids)
Biological process (GO): regulation of glycogen biosynthetic process
Cellular component (GO): protein phosphatase type 1 complex
Molecular function (GO): protein phosphatase 1 binding; glycogen binding
Source: RefSeq, a predicted model, not a curated record